AUGUCACCAACCAAUACACUGCUUAACCUAAUCUGCGCACAUCCUUACCAAACGAUAGUACACGCCGCAAAUGGCGCCAUCUUGCUCGAACCAAGGAUAUUCACCGUACCCACCCUCUGGGCAUUAGGCUUCGAGCAAAGAGGGCCUCGCAGAGGUUCCCUUGCCGCAUCUACAAUGAGCUACUUCGGUUAUGUCCCGGCAGGCGGCGUGUAUGCUCUGGCACAGAGUGCUGCCAUGGGAGGGUAUGGCGCUGGUCUCGCUGCUGGGGCUGCACAGGCAGGUGCGGUGGUCAGCUCUGGGCUCACCUGGUUCAUGGGUAGAAAUAACACUGGUGCCUAA
Messenger RNA from Bipolaris zeicola 26-R-13, 339 nucleotides. RefSeq lists its product as uncharacterized. Gene Ontology annotation, cellular component: membrane. The record is from RefSeq and is a predicted model, not a curated record. The transcript has 2 exons. Lineage: Eukaryota; Fungi; Ascomycota; Dothideomycetes; Pleosporales; Pleosporaceae. The coding region runs from base 1 to 339 and encodes 112 amino acids.